Molecule: messenger RNA, 1184 nt
Organism: Spodoptera frugiperda (fall armyworm)
Lineage: Eukaryota; Metazoa; Arthropoda; Insecta; Lepidoptera; Noctuidae
Exons: 2
Coding region: 113-1033 (306 amino acids)
Biological process (GO): regulation of transcription by RNA polymerase II
Cellular component (GO): transcription regulator complex; nucleus
Molecular function (GO): DNA binding
Source: RefSeq, a predicted model, not a curated record
UUAUCCGUAGCACGUCGUAGUGACGUGUCAGACUGGGGUGUGUAAACAGCUUCGAGUUUACAACGAAAAAAAACUUAUUUUCAUUGUUUUAUUCACUUAUUUUCGUGCAAAAAUGCGUUCUGUACGUGAUUUUAAAUACGAUGUGAUAAGUUUAAUACGAUUUGUGAAGGAACGGCCGUGUUUGUGGGAUAAAACGUUGGAAAAUUAUAAAGAUCGGACGGAACGGAGGAGCGCUUGGGAAGAAAUAUUCAACUUGCUGGAUGACAGUUAUGAAGUUAUGACGGCUGAAGAGAAAAGGAUCACGGGCGAACUAAUUCUAAACAAAUGGACGAACAUAAGAGAUACAUUUAACAAAACAUUAAAAACUAGAAUGGGGAAACCGAAGAAGAAAUACGUAUUACACGACCACUUAGAAUUCUUAAAGAAAAUUAUACCGGACGCCGCGAAUGAAUGCCAGAGGGACCUGAGUUUAGAACCCUGUUAUAUGAAGCAAGAACCUGAAACAAGUUACACAAUAACUACUGAAAUAGUGCCUGAAACUUCAACUAAUUUUACCAUCAGUAAUGUGACUAGUUUUGGCAGUAAGAAAAGUACUUUUGACGCCGAUAAAGCAGAUGAUUCAGUCAGCGAAGUUAGCUAUAGUAGCACGAAACGUUCAAAGCGGGAUAUCGACACAAAAUCAACAGAUGUUAGUGAUUAUAAUUCCCGUAAAGGUAGGAAUAAAAAGAAAUCGAGCAGAUUGGUUUAUGAGGAUGACGAAUCUGUGUCUAGUCGAAAGAAAUCAAGAAAGAGUAGUUAUAAGGAUACAAAUGAUGAUUCCUCUGUAAUGGAUUCUAUUAAUGAUAUUAAUUUCGUUGAAGUCGACACUAGUUUUGCGAAUGAUCCGCGAAUUAUGAACGAAGAUGAGGCAUUUUUCGCGUCUUUAUUACCUACAGUUGUGAAGUAUAAUGAAAAUGAGAGGCUUGAGUUUAGGCUUGAAGUGCUUGGGGUCAUGAAGAAGUUAAGAGAUAAGAGGAAUUGGACUGCAGAUUAGUAGAUAUAUUUAUAUCCGAAUGGAAGAUUUAGAGAAGGAAGAAGAGAGGAGACCUUUGUAACACAAACAAGAGUUGCCAGUCUUUGAAAAUGGCAGUUUAGGCUGAUCCCACAUUAGGCAUGCGCGAUCCUCAGGCAUGUGAGUAGCGUGG